CGCGAGCACGCUUGUUCGUACAACAAGCAAAAAAACUACACAAUGUUGAUAAGUUUCCUUGAAUUAUUUUAUGCCGUAAACUUUUUGGGAUACUGUACAACAAUACUAGUGCGGUGUCUUUGGAUUUUGUUGUCAUGCUAUUGGAUACAUGUUAUGACAAUUUGGAUGAGUUUCAGGCGGAAAACCUUCAGUUGCUCUUAGACCGCGACCAGUAGCAAACGUCAAGGAAAAUGUCGCUAAUACAAACUUUAGCGACGAUUACACUUUUAGUGCUCGCUAAUUAUACCAACGGACGAUGGGUCGACGUGAAGUCGGAAGAUUCGGAAAAGCAGCUGUUCCUGAGUCGAAGAGUUGUGACCGAGUCUGCGGAGUUUGACGGUGGUGUUCUAGUCGACGAGAAGGGAACAAUCGAAGGAGUUUUCACACGCAAUGCAGUCGACACAUUCCUUACAUCUAAGACUAGCAAUGUUAAGAUUAUAGAUGGUGGGGACCUCGCACUUAUGGCGGGCGUGGUGGACUCGCACGUACAUGUUAACGAGCCCGGACGCACCUCCUGGGAAGGCUACGUGACAGCCACGCAGGCCGCGGCAGCUGGGGGCAUCACUACAGUCAUAGAUAUGCCACUUAAUUCGAUACCACCGACGACAACAGUAGAAAAUUUGAGGGUAAAGGCUUCAGCAGCGAAAGAAGAAGUAUUCGUCGAUGUUGGAUUCUGGGGUGGUAUUGUUCCUGGCAAUGAGAUGGAACUACACGAUUUGAUAAGGGCUGGCGUAGUAGGCUUUAAAGGUUUCUUAGCGGACAGCGGAGUUGCAGAAUUCCCGAAUGUCAAUCAAAUUGAGUUAGGAACUAUUUUCUCUGUUCUCAACGGUACUGGAACAGUAUUGGCGUUCCAUGCUGAAUUAGAAAUCAACGAGACAAAUACUCAAUGCGAAGGAUUUGAUUGCACCGACCCACAUUUGUAUAGCACGUAUUUGGCCACCCAUCCUCCUGAAAUGGAAGAAGCGGCUGUAUCUUUAAUAGCAAGCUAUUUGCCGACCACAGACGUGCACGUUCACAUAGUGCAUGUGUCAGCGGCGGGCGUCGUCCCUAUCCUGGAGAAAGCCAGGUUGGAGCGCAUCCACGCCGGGAACAAGGGCUGGCGCGGCGGCGUCACCGCAGAGACCUGCCACCACUACCUCACGCUCAGCUCUGAGCAGAUACCCGCUGGCCACAGCGAGUACAAAUGCUCGCCGCCUAUUAGAAAUAAUACUAACAAGCAACAACUCUGGGAGUACAUCAAGGAUCACAGACUAGACCUGGUCGCAUCAGAUCACUCGCCGUCGGUAGCGGCCUUGAAAUCAUCCAACUUUUUAGAGUCAUGGGGUGGAAUAUCAUCCGUUCAAUUCGGCCUUUCCUUGUUCUGGACCCAGGCUAAAGCGAGAGGCUUCAAGUUGGGCGAUGUGAGCCAUUACCUGUCGGCUGGCCCGGCGCAGCUGUGCGGCCUGCAGAACAGGAAGGGCGCCAUCAGGCCGGGUCUCGACGCUGAUCUCGUAUUCUUUGACCCUAACGCUUCGUUCGUUGUCACGCCUGAUAUCAUAUUCUACAAGAACAAGAUAAGUCCAUACAUGAAUAGAGUAUUAAAUGGAAAAGUAAUUCAGACAUACGUAAGAGGACAACUUGUUUAUGCUGACGGACAAAUAAUCGGCGGACCUAAGGGGCAACUGUUACUUAAAGAUGAAAUGAACACAACAAUUACACUAGAAGUUAAGAAAUCUAAAGAGGAUAUUAAGAAACUAUCGCUUUCAAAAGCGACAGCUACUUCGACAACGGAGAAUCCUUCUUUGAGCACAAUAAAAUCAAAAGAGAACUGUAAAAUGUCGAAAAUUGAGCCAAGUUCCAAGUUGUUGAAAGAAGUUGAUAUUAAAAAGGAGACAGACAAAGACAGCGAAGUCAAUUCUGCCGAAAGCCCGCGGUCAUUAGUUUUAUCACUUAUUCUACAGAGCUUAUUCAUAUUGUUAAAUUAGUAUUAGUUUAUAGAA
Messenger RNA from Papilio machaon (common yellow swallowtail), 2018 nucleotides. Its product is annotated as allantoinase-like. Lineage: Eukaryota; Metazoa; Arthropoda; Insecta; Lepidoptera; Papilionidae. Bases 231 to 2003 code for a protein of 590 amino acids. Gene Ontology annotation, biological process: purine nucleobase catabolic process; allantoin catabolic process. The record is from RefSeq and is a predicted model, not a curated record. Gene Ontology annotation, molecular function: allantoinase activity; zinc ion binding; cobalt ion binding. Gene Ontology annotation, cellular component: cytoplasm. The transcript has 13 exons.